GGAGUGGGGGCGCUGGCCGAAGGAAGAAGUGGUGUUUGGGGUACUCAUACUAGGUGGGGGAGGAGGAGGAGGAGGAGGGACUAGACCUAGGGAGUAUGAGGGUGGAGGGAGUACAUUCCCUUUGGACCUGUCAUUGUCAGCGCUAUCAGCCCACUGGGUGUCCUCAAAUUUCGCCUCCUCCUCCAUAUAAAGCCCAACUUCUCACCCGCUCCACUACUACUACUACCACUACUAAACGACCUUUUGCCUUCCUUCUUCCUCACCCACGCUCUCUCUCUCUCUCUUCUAUUUUCUCUGCCGUCGCUUCUUCCUGUAUGGGUGGAAGAGAAAAGGUUGCGAAGCAGAAAGCAACUCUGAAAAUUCCGCGAGGUGAUUUUUUCCCAAUUAACUUGUAUGGCUCGACCAACGCCAGAGCCCGUAUGCCAAACCUUGUAAAAGGUGCAAUGAGGGGGCAACAGCAAAUCUUUCUCACUUGGAGCUCACAAUUGGAGAUGGACGCCUGUUCUUCUCCAACCAGCUCCAUCUUGACGGUUGCUCCUUCAUUCUAAUUGGGCGCUAUCCUACCUGAGCUUUUCCACAGCCCCGCCACUUCUUCAAUGUUUCGCCUUUUUUUUUUGUUUUUGUUUUUUUGACUUGUUGCCUUUUGUUUUUCUUUUAAACUGCUUCUUCUUGACCUUGUAAGACCUUUUCUUGACCUUGUAAGACCCUUCGUCCCCUAUUUUGCCUUUGUUUUUCGCCUCCUCCUGAACCUUAUAUCAAGAUUUUUUGAUACGAGGUUUGGACGCGGCGUUUCUUCGUUCCCGCCCAACUCACGUUCUCCUUCCUUGUCUAUCCCUCCUGAGCUAUCGAACAAAAUUUGGCAUGGCAUCUCACUUUACAAAUGGCUUGCCUACUACAAGCAAGAUCACUUAAUCAGCACGCUGUGAUCACAAGAGUAAUACCGGGCAUUUCGAUUUUCAAAUUUUGAUUAGGUUCUUCCCUCUCCUUCCUGUAAUCAAAAUUAUGGAUAAGAAAUUUGCAUUAGCUCAAGUUUGCUAUGAUGAUGUAAAAGGGUACUCACUAUCCAUAUAGUUCAUAUAUAAUAAUGACUACUAUCGAUCUGCUUGAAAGCCAUA
Molecule: messenger RNA, 1115 nt
Organism: Coffea arabica (coffee)
Lineage: Eukaryota; Viridiplantae; Streptophyta; Magnoliopsida; Gentianales; Rubiaceae
Source: RefSeq, a predicted model, not a curated record